Messenger RNA from Pipistrellus nathusii (Nathusius's pipistrelle), 2718 nucleotides. NCBI's taxonomy places the organism in Eukaryota, Metazoa, Chordata, Mammalia, Chiroptera, Vespertilionidae. The record is from the annotation of a GenBank genome assembly.
AUGGAGGUGGAGGGCGAGAGCGAGGCCCUGCAGCAGUUUUUCGAAGCUCAGGGGGCCAGCGACACCCUGGGAAACCUGGCUUUGGAUACAAGUCUGCUGGAGGAGUUCCUGGGCAAUGAUUUUGAUCUGGGGGCCUUGCACCGCCAGCUCCCAGAUACCCGACCCUACUCUGCAUCCGACUCCUGCUCGCCUCCACAGGUCAAAGGUGCAUGCUGCCCGACUGUGAGGACCCCGGCUGCUUUCCCCCACUCUGCUGCUGCACCCCGAACACUGCCCGAGCUCCCCCCACAGAGCUCCUCCCACCUGAGCCACCCCGGCCUCGCCCACCACGACUUUCCCACCUGCGGUCCAGACACCGGCCCUCCCUCCCCCGCCCUGGACCCGUCUGUGUCCUCUCUUCUGGGGACAAGCUGUUCUUACCACCAGCAGCCUCUGUGCCACAGCCCGGGAGCCUCAUUGCCACCAACAAAGAAGAGAAAGUGCACACAGACGCUGGAGGACUCCAGGGACCAUAGAAUGGGGGCCCCUGACUCCAGACCAAUGAUGAGUAGGAGUUACAGCAGCGAAAUGCAAGAUCAUGACAGCGAGGGACAGAACAUGAUGCCUGCAGACCAGUGCUCCCCUGCUCUGAAGUGGCAGCCGUACCAAAGUGUUCCUUGGCAUAGUUUGUUAAAUGGUCAUUACGAAAAACUACCCCAUAUAGGCUAUCGAGUUGUCACAGACAAAGGAUUUAAUUAUUCACCAGCAGAUGAAGCUUUUGUUUGCCAGAAGAAGAACCAUUUCCAGAUAACCAUCCACAUCCAAGUUUGGGGAAGUCCAAAAUUUGUCAAAACUCAAAUGGGUCUAAAGCCAAUAGAAAUGUUUUACUUGAAAGCUUUUGGGGUUAAGGUGGAAGCCACCAAUCAAAUAAUUGCUAUUGAACAGUCCCAAGCUGAUAGGAGCAAAAAGAUUUUUAAUCCUGUUAGAAUUGACCUACUGGCAAACCAAGUCACCAAAGUAACGCUGGGCCGACUACACUUCAGUGAAACCACAGCAAAUAACAUGAGAAAGAAGGGGAAACCAAACCCUGAGCAGAGAUACUUCAUGUUGGUGGUUGGACUGUAUGCUGCUAACCAGGACCAGCUCUAUCUGUUGUCUGCCCACAUCUCUGAAAGGAUCAUUGUAAGGGCCUCUAACCCUGGGCAAUUUGAAAAUGACAGUGAUGCAUUAUGGCAGCGAGGACAAGUUCCAGAAUCUGUUGUCUGUCAUGGUCGAGUGGGAAUAAACACAGAUGCACCGGAUGAAGCCCUGGUUGUCUGUGGCAACAUGAAAGUGAUGGGGACAAUUAUGCAUCCCUCUGACAGCCGGGCCAAGCAGAACAUCCAGGAGGUUGACACAAAUGAACAGCUGAGAAGAAUAGCCCAAAUGAGGAUUGUUGAAUAUGACUACAAACCCGAGUUCGCUUCUGCAAUGGGAAUAAACACUGCCCAUCAAACAGGAAUGAUUGCCCAGGAGGUGCGAGAGGUCCUGCCCAGAGCCGUGAGGGAAGUUGGUGAUGUCACCUGUGAAAACGGAGAGACGCUGGAGAGCUUCCUCAUGAUCGACAAGGACCAGAUCUUUAUGGAAAACGUGGGUGCAGUGAAGCAGCUCUGCAAACUAACCAACAACCUUGAAGAAAGAAUAGAGGAAUUAGAAAUAUGGAACCAGAAGCUGGCCAGGCUCAAGCGGCUCAGUAGUUGGAAGUCCUCAGCCAGUGAAGCGAGCUCCACCAGCAAAUUUAGCAGAAUUGUUAGUACUCCUCCAAGAAGGACCAUUCCCAAAAAAACCAACAAGGUUUAUUUUUCAGGAAAAAAACAGUGGUGUCCCAACUGGAUUUUCCAGACCUUGGUGAUAACGCUCAUUGCUGUGAUGACAUUUUGUGCCUUGACGAUAGUCUCCCUUUACAUACUUAGUUUAAAAGACCAAGACCGACGUGCCCCAAAUCUUUCUGCAAGCAAUAUCACAAGCUCUCAGGAGCCGGCCCUGCCACCCACAGCCUCUUCCUCCUCGGCACCUAAAACAUCUCUGGCAACCACACAAUCCUCAUUCCAAAUACCAGAAAUCACUUUCUGUGAGAUCCUGCCGUGUCAGGAGAUUUAUUGCUGCCCCAUCUGGGGAACAAGAAGCAUCCUCUCCAGUCCUGUGCAAAGACUGUCCAAGAAGAUGAAACCUCAUCAGAGGUCAUGGGCAGAAGACAGAAGCACAUCAUUCCUGGCAGGGGGUGUGCUAUCCAGCCCCGACUGGGGAAGUGACUGGAUUGAUACAACAAUCAGUUCUAUUCAGAUUAUGGAAAUCCAGCAAAUAAUAGAUCGCCGGUAUUGCAGUAGAAGCCUCCAGUGCGGGUCUGGAAAUUACAAUUACAACAUUCCUGUUAAUAAGAACACACCCACCAAUGUCAAAUUCUCUCUGGAAAUCAACACAACUGAGCCACUGAUAGUCUUCCAGUGCAAAGUCACCCUUGGAAAUAUAUGUUUCCAGAGGAAAGGGAAAGCCAAAUGGAUGCAGACCCAGAAAGAAGCCUCUCAGGAGAUGACACAGGGAUACCAGCACAUCUGGAGCCUCCCGGUAGCUCCGUUCUUUGAUAGCGCCUACCAUUUCCGUGUGGCCGCACCGGAUUUAGCUGACUGUUCAACGGAUCCUUAUUUUGCUGGAAUAUUCUUUACAGAUUACUUCUUUUACUUCUAUCGACACUGUGCCUAA